Molecule: messenger RNA, 1265 nt
Organism: Chenopodium quinoa (quinoa)
Lineage: Eukaryota; Viridiplantae; Streptophyta; Magnoliopsida; Caryophyllales; Amaranthaceae
Product: probable enoyl-CoA hydratase 2, mitochondrial
Exons: 8
Coding region: 181-1092 (303 amino acids)
Biological process (GO): fatty acid beta-oxidation
Cellular component (GO): mitochondrion
Molecular function (GO): enoyl-CoA hydratase activity
Source: RefSeq, a predicted model, not a curated record
GUAAAUCUUGAAAAACGGAGGCAGUACUCCACAGCUAGUUUUACGUAUUCCCUUUGGUUUCCUCUGGUUAAUGAAGCAUUGUUAUUUCAAGGAACAUCUCCCCAACUAUCUACUCAUUCCAUUCUUUACUUUGACUCGUUGAAUUCUCCAUUUUAUCCUCAAAUUCCAAUCAAAACAAAAAUGGUUGCUCUUCCAACAAUCGCAAGAUCAAUCAAUCAACAAUGUCGUCGAUUUUCGAAUCCAUCAAUUUUACGUCGUCAAUGGCAGUUUCUCAGCUUCCGUUGUCUCUUACUUGACUCCGUCUCUGAUUCCGUCAAGCUCCGACGACUCUCCGAUUCCGAUUCCGGGAUUGUUGAGCUUACCUUAGAUAGACCAGGAUCAAAAAAUGCCAUUGGGAAGGAUAUGCUUACUGGCUUAGAACAUAGUCUAGAAACUAUAAGCAGAGACUUCUCUUCCAAAGUCAUGAUGAUUUGCAGUUCAGUUCCUAAAGUCUUUUGUGCUGGUGCCGAUUUGAAGGAACGAAGAGCAAUGUCACCAAUUGAGGUCCAAACCUUUGUAAAUACUCUUCGAUCUACGUUUUCACUGUUGGAGGCACUUAAUAUUCCCACUAUUGCUGUCAUGGAAGGAGUAGCUCUAGGUGGAGGACUGGAAAUGGCCUUGUCGUGCGAUCUCCGGAUAUGUGGUGAAGAUACUGUAAUGGGAUUGCCAGAGACUGGACUUGCUAUAAUUCCUGGAGCAGGUGGCACUCAGCGGCUUGCUAGAUUGGUAGGAAAAUCUGGAGCUAAGGAACUUAUAUUUACUGGCCGUAAAAUUUCUGGCACAGAGGCAUUAUCUAUGGGUCUCGUGAACUACUGUGUCUCUCCUGGUUCAGCUUAUUCCAAGGGUCUUGAAAUUGCACGGGAGAUAAAUCAGAAGGGUCCAGUGUCUGUGAGAAUGGCAAAACGAGCUAUUAAUGAAGGACUUGAUAUGGAUAUGACAUCGGCUUUAAGAUUGGAAGAAGAGUGCUAUCAGAAAGUUUUAAAUACUAAAGAUCGAUUAGAAGGCUUAGCAGCAUUUGCUGAGAAGCGAAAGCCUAGAUACACAGGCGAAUGAUUAUUGGUAAAUUCAGUGAGCCGCUUCUGUUGUAAUUUUUAAUUCUGUUCUGUUUGAUGUUCUGGUUUCUUCCGCAGUUGAAGCAUAUUUGUACAUGCCAUGCCCCUUUUCCUCCAAUGUACACUACUGUAAAUAACUAAAUAAUUCUAUAGAUGCGUGUAGGUUCUCUUCAA